Messenger RNA from Klebsormidium nitens, 732 nucleotides. Lineage: Eukaryota; Viridiplantae; Streptophyta; Klebsormidiophyceae; Klebsormidiales; Klebsormidiaceae. The record is from the annotation of a GenBank genome assembly.
AUGGCUACAGGAGUGCAGAACAAGAGGUUGUUGCUGGAGAAAUUGCGGGUAUUCUACGACGAGCCCGAGCACUGCAGGGUCCUUCUAGACGUUCUCUUGUCCAAGAAGUACCCGUCAUUGCGUACCAUCGACUGGCUCGUCACGAACUACUCUCAGAGCAAGAACGUGGUGUAUCCGGUAGGCGGGAAUCCGUUUCAUCUGGCCUUGGAGUACAGGAACCAGCUGAAGGCCUACUCGAAGCGGUACUUCGACCCUUUCAACCGGCGGGACAAGAUCAUGUUUCCGAUCAUGGAUCUGAGGAAGAAGAAGCACAUGCAGGGUAAGGAGCUGAAUACGUGCGCUUCCGCUGCCGUGCCGGAGGAGGCUGCGAGGCACGGGUACGGACCCGACGCAAAGACGAUCGACGUGAUGACGACGGUGUGCCAGUUGAACUUCCUCCGGUUCGCCAUGACGGCAGGGGUCCUCGAGUUCGCCCGGCAGAACAAGGAAGAGAUCGAGGAGCACAUGGCGCGCAGGCACAGGAAGCCGAGCAAGCCGCUGAGGAGGAACCGGGGCAGGGGCGAUCAUGGCGGAGGCAAGCUCGAGCAGAAGAGGCCCCUGCGGGAGGGGAUGGUGAUGAGGCGGAACGCGAGGCCCGACGACCCGAACUCCCUGGCGGCGUAUCUGGGGUUGAAGAUCAGCUUGUGGUUCGCGUCCGUGUUGAUCGCAGGGGUGGCGAAGCCGAGCUUCUGA